Messenger RNA from Asterias rubens (European starfish), 1518 nucleotides. Its product is annotated as cytochrome c oxidase assembly protein COX19-like. Gene Ontology annotation, cellular component: mitochondrial intermembrane space. NCBI's taxonomy places the organism in Eukaryota, Metazoa, Echinodermata, Asteroidea, Forcipulatida, Asteriidae. The coding region runs from base 187 to 459 and encodes 90 amino acids. Gene Ontology annotation, biological process: mitochondrial respiratory chain complex IV assembly. The record is from RefSeq and is a predicted model, not a curated record. The transcript is spliced from 4 exons.
GCCCAAGAUUUUCCUCAUUGUCGAUAUAGGCAGCAGCAACGUCACGGUUCCUGGCAUCUGACAAGUCAUCUUUUAAGGAUUGAUGCAUUCCAGCAGUCAUGCAGCAGGCUAUGGGGUUCAAAGGUCACACGUACACUAAACUUCGGGAGUUCAAUCGUAGAGAGGUUGCCAAACUCAAUAUGCAAGAUGUCUGCUAUGAAUUUUGGACAAAAGAGCUUCAAACCUCGACCACCUGAAAAGGGCAGCUUUCCUUUGGAUCACGAUGGUGAAUGCAAGAAGUUUAAACAGCUUUUUAUGGAGUGCCUAAGAACAAAUAAAGGCGAUAACAAGAAAUGUCGUCUCGAAACCAAGGAUUACUUGCAGUGCAGGAUGGAAAGUGACCUUAUGGUAAAAGAGCCUUGGAAGAAGCUUGGGUUUGCGGAUCUUGAAUCAAAGAAAGAGAACAAUGGCCAGCAAUGAACAGCGAGGGUGCCAGAUAUCGCUGUUCUCUGCCAUUUGGUCCAACAACCUCAAAGGGAACUGUAUAUUGUCUCUCUGUGAUUUAUCCAUUGACGAGUUCGGUUUUUUAAAUGCAUUACGCAUGUGAACUAGAGCAAUGAUGGUGGCCGGCAGGAGGCAGAUCAAAUGAAACGGAGGAGAGAACUCAGAAGACCAUAUUCAUAAUCAAACUGAGUUGGAUGAACGGAAAUAUCUGGUUAAAUGAAAUUAGCACUCACUCCCCUCCAUGCUACAAAUGGAAAACUUUCAACCAAUGGUUUGAUUGUGAGAGGACAGAGAACUGUGGCGACUUGACAGAAGAUGUAUCCAUCAAGCACUCCAACGACCAGCUUGACGAUCUCGUGGCGACUCUUGUAAGACUAGGGCAAUUUGCAAAUAUAGGGCAAACUUAAUAUCAAUAGAGUUGGGCCAUCCAAGGUGUAAAGGCCCGGGCACGCAGGCCUCGAUAACAAGAACAAUAAUGAGAAUUGAGAAUGUUAACAAUGCAUGCCCUCGAUUGGUUAUUCUGCAUGGAGCAUUUCAACCGAUAGAGUUCGUUCUCCUUGGGUCGUGAUUGUUUUCGUUAUCGCCGCCGUGUGACUUGGCCAACUUAAGUAGUUGGGCUGGCGGUCAAACUUGAGUGUUAAGGCCAACUACUUAAGUUGGGAUGGAAUAUCUUUAUUCUUUACAUAAAAUUUGACUCCCAAAAUAGUAUCAUUGCAAUGGUUCAAUAUCAGCUCUUAUACACGUAAAUCAUGAUUGGCAUUAAGAAUCUCUCUGACACUGAUUAUUGAAGAAUCUUAUUUUUAUUAUGAUUCAAAACUCUUUUAAGUCCAAUAUUUUUGAAGUGAGAGCUCAUAAAAAAGUUGGUUCAACCAGACUACAUUAAAACAUGUCUUAAAAAAGAGAAAAGUUUCAUUGGAGCAAAAUCGUUUCUUUUAUUGUAAAUCAUUUUACAAUUUUUAAGAAAACUGUAACAAGAUGUAUGAUAUUUUAACAAUAUAAAGUAAUAGACCAGAAGGGAAACCGAGUGGUUGAUUC